AUGUCAGCACAAACAUCUACUCCAAUUGGAAAUCAAUCGAAACAGGAUCAACCUUUACAAAAUCCAUUCACUGAUGAUUCUCGUUCUAUAGCCAGUUUCACCUCACCAAGAAGAAGUCCACUUAUUGAUAACUCGGUUGGUAAACUGGAUCAACUACUGAAUAACCUGAGCCAUCUGUACUCAAGAUCAACCGAUAUACUACUUCAACAAUCACAUGAAAUGACUCAAGAUUCAUUGAAACGACUUGAAGUUGAAUCAACAUCUAGCGAAUCAUUAAGUGCAGCAGCAAUAGCUCAAUAUCCGUAUUAUAACUUAGAUGAUGUAAUGGCAUCACCAAGUUCGUAUAGUCAAAGCCCAAGUGGAAAUCAACAUAGUGGUAGUGGAUCAAAGAAAUAUACACCGAAAUCAAGUCCCAAUAAACAACCUCAACUUCAACAGUUCCAACAACAUAGUAGCUCCGGAUCAGGAUCAGGAUCAAGAGGAAGAUACGAGCAAAUUAGUCAUGAUGGUGUGCCUUUAAGUCCUAUUGAUGAUGACGCUUUCAAUCAAGUGCCUAAACGAUUCUCCCAAUUUAUUAUCGAUCAACAAAAUCCUCAUAUUUCUCAACGUUUGGAUAACUUGUCGAUGAUUUCAUCAAACUUGAAAUCAGAUCACAUGGGCAAUAAGGGACAAGAUGAAGAUAAAAGUGGGGAUUCACGUGAGACGAUGUUGAGUCGGGACCAAAACAAUAUAACUUCUUCUACAACGGAAUCACAUCGAUCAAAUAACAAUAUCAGUGCUGAUCACAAUGAUAUUCAAUCUGUAUUGGUAUCCACUAGGGAUGACAUAUCUGAAUCAAUGGGUUCACAAGCAACGAUAUUUUCAACUAGACAAGAACCAGAAGCAUUAUUGAUUAAUCGCCGAGUAGGAAGGAUCAACACUGGUUUGAACAAGACGAAAUCACUAUUUAACAAGAACAAAAGCAAGAGCAAGAAUUCGAGACUGAAAGCUGUUAACCGAACCAGUACUGUACGCUUAUAUAAAAGUCCUACGUCAUCAAUCACAUCAUCUUUGCUCAUGGAUAAUCAGAACAAAGUUAGAGGAGGAAGAGUCGAUCGUAUUGGAGGUUCCGGUUCUGGAACUGGCACUAGCCCCUCCAUCCAAUCAAGCACUAGCUUAUCCAGACAUAACGCCAUCAAAACUAAAAAGGGAAGUUGGUGGUAUCGAUUACAGUUGAAAAUUCGUCAAUUUUGGACCAAGUUCAAAUUCUACAAUUUUAAAGCAUCUUCAUCGAAAAAGAGACAAGUUAGUAUACGAAGACAUAGCGGAGGUGGAUCUAGAGGAGUGUCUCAAUCUGCGAACGUAACGAAAUCUAAGUCAUUGGUUCGUAAAGUUAGAGAGAAUCCUCAAAAUCAAGAUUUGAAACGAUUGGCAUCGAUUAAAUUACCACCGGCUUACAAAUUAGAUCAUCCACAAAUGAAGACUACAAGUGGUGUCACUAGUGGUGCUGAAAGAUUGAAAAUUUCGGCACCGGUGAAUAAUCCUCAAUUGGGCAAAAUUCAGAAAGUUGAGCGAGUUGCCAUGAAUGAUGAAUUGAAACGAUAUGCUGGUGCUGGACUAUUACCCCUGUCUCCCCAACAACAACAACAGCAACAGAGACAAUACAAUAAUCAGUUGCUUACACCUGAGGAAAUUGCUGAUGAAAGUACUGGUAAAUAUACUCAUUUAUCAAAUUACAUUAACCAGCAAGAGUCAAGGUACUUGUAUCAAUCGCGAAUGAAACAACAGCAAGGUCAACUCCAAGGCGCAAGAGGAGUAGGUGAUAUGCAAUUGUUACGUAGCGGGGAUACUGAAGAGUUUCCAUCACCACAGAUUGGUACUAGUGAAAUUGAUCACCCUUCAUGGGCGACAAGUGCUACUACUUCCUCAGUUACUACUAGUCAAGCACCACCUCCUGCACCUCCACCACAUUUAGAUACAAGUUACAUGACCCAACAUCCGAGAGAAAACCACCAGCAAGAAGAAGAAAACGAAGAUGGCAAGGUGUAUGAUAAGGCAAAGAUUACCAAAUUAUGGCAAACCUAUCUAUUACGAGUCCUAUACAAUCGAAUUGCAUUACGUCAAGAAAUUAAUCAAUUUGAACAAUACUUGGUCACUAAAGAGACUAGUGAUGUGAUCAAUAUGAUUUUCGAACGCGCGAGACGUGAUGCUGAAUCGGGAGGGGAUGAUAAAUCAGCAACGACUAGAAGGAUUGAUGACCAACGCCCAUCGAAAAAUCCUUCAAUUGUGUCGUCGAAUCCUAGUAUGAAGAAUAAGGAUAUGGUAAACAGUGCUCUUCUAGUUGAUACUAAUGUCGAUGCUGCUGGUGAUGCUGCUUCUUCAUCCUCGGUCUAUUCACAAGACGACGUAAUCUCAACUACUACAUUCUCCACUACAACUAGCUCACAUAUUACAGCAAAUACAAAUGAACAUGGAGAUGUUUUGAUUGAUCCACAAGACCAAGAAUUCACCAAUACUGUACUUAAUCGAAGAUCGAUGCUUGCUGAAAUGUUAGAGUACCAUUCAUCAGAAGAAGAGCAAGAUGAUGAGGAUGAGGAUGAGGAUGAGGAUGGAAUCGAGGGGGAAGAUACAAUAUCGUAUCCUGAUUCUGUUAGUCAGUUGAGUAAGUCAGUGAUUGGAUCAGUUUUGACUCAGGGUAGUUUAAGAAGUUUACACAGUGGUGCUGGAUCAGGUGGACUAGAUGAAUUAAGACGGUACGGAACGGUAAUUAAACGACCAUCAAGGAGAAACUCAACUCGUCGUAGUGCAAAUCGAAGUGGGACUACUGAUGAUGAGCAAGUUUCGAUGCACAGUAGAGCGUUGGGAAUAAAGCGAAGUUUUGGCAUGAAUCACAGUUUAAGUGAACUAACAAGCGCUGAAGCGUAA
Molecule: messenger RNA, 2904 nt
Organism: Lodderomyces orthopsilosis Co 90-125
Lineage: Eukaryota; Fungi; Ascomycota; Pichiomycetes; Serinales; Debaryomycetaceae
Exons: 1
Coding region: 1-2904 (967 amino acids)
Source: RefSeq, a predicted model, not a curated record